Messenger RNA from Ilex paraguariensis (yerba mate), 726 nucleotides. Lineage: Eukaryota; Viridiplantae; Streptophyta; Magnoliopsida; Aquifoliales; Aquifoliaceae. The record is from the annotation of a GenBank genome assembly.
UGUCAAGGUGGCAGUUGUAAAGAGUGUGUAACCGUUGUUCCCGGAAAGCCUCAGGCACAAAUAGGCACACAUUAUUUUACAUUUGAUCAUUUGUAUGGUGGAAACUGGUCUCCCUCAGCUGCCAUGUUUGAAGAAUGCAUUGCACCACUGGUUGAUGGUUUGUUCCAAGGACACAAUGGUACAGUUCUUGCAUAUGGCCAGACAGGAUCUGGGAAAACAUAUACCAUGGGGACAGGAGCGAAAGAUAGUUGUCGAACAGGACUCAUUCCCCAAGUUAUGAAUCCACUAUUCAAUAACAUCGAGAUGUUGAAUCAUAAAACUGAAUUUCAGUUGCAUGUGUCAUUCAUUGAGAUUCUAAAAGAAGAAGUGAAGGACUUGCUGGAUUCAACAUCUAAUAGCAAAUCAGACACUGUCAAUGCUAAUGGACAUGCUAGCAAAGUUCUGAAGGAAAGAAUUUUUUGGCCCGAGGCUACCAAUGAGGAACUUUCUCGUGAACUUCAUGAAAACCACAGUAGAUGUGCUGUUGUAGAGCAGUGUGAAUCGAAUGCUAAAGAAGGCCACAUCUGUAUUGGUAAAAGAGAUGGACUAAGAGGAGCUUGCAGAGUAUGGAUUCAUCUGAUUAUCCAACGGAUGAAACAAGUGACAAUUACAGGAAACUUGAUGAUGCCAAAGAGUGGGAAGAUACACUUUUGCAAAAUACUAUGGGCAUAUAGUUGUAUGAGUUAA